AUGGUGGCAGCAAACAAACGCCAAUCAAAUGACUCUUUGGUGCCAUUUGUGGCCAAAAAGAGCCGAAACAAUGAGUUGUCGGCCAUCGGAGACACCGACUCAUCCUUACAAUCGGCUGUGAACCGGACAUCAAGUUUAAUGUCACCCAUAAUGCUAUUGAGUGGACACAAGUCUGAAGUAAAUUGUGUUAAAUUUCAUCCAAACGGAAAUACAUUGAUAUCAAGUGGUUUUGAUAGAGAUAUCUUUGUGUGGAAUACAUACGGAGAGUGCGAUAAUUAUGGAGUUCUUAGCGGACAUAAGGGAGCAGUUCUUGAUCUGCACUUCUCCACUGAUGGCGACUACAUAAUGAGCUCGAGUACUGACAAAUCAAUCAUGAUUUGGGACUCGCGUACCGGCGCUCGCAUUAAGAAAUUAACAGCUCAUCAAUCAAUCGUCAAUUGUUGUCAUCCCUCGCGAAGAUCACAGCUAUUAUGCAGUGGUGGCGAUGACUGCACUGUCAGACUAUGGGAUGUCAGGAAGAGAGGACUCGUCUCUUAUUUCAAAGAUAACUAUCAAAUAACUGCCAUUACUUUCAAUGAUUCUUCCGAUCAAAUCAUUUUCUCUGGUAUUGAAAAUGUGCUCAAAGUGUUUGAUUUGCGCAAAAAUGAUGUCUUGUAUACAAUGGCCGGACAUUUCGAUACCGUUACCGGUCUGUCACUGAGUCCUGACGGCAAUUAUGUCUUAUCUAAUUCUAUGGAUAAUUCUCUAUGUAUUUGGGAUAUCCGUCCGUUUGCACCUCAAGACCGCUGCAUCAAAACGCUUAGCGGACAUCAGCAUAAUUUCGAGAAGAAUCUGCUUCGGUGUGCGUGGAGUCCGGACGGCACUAAAGUGACCGCCGGUUCCGCCGAUCGCUUUGUCUACAUAUGGGACGCAACCUAUAAGAGAGUUCUUUACAAACUUCCCGGACAUUUAGGCUCUGUUAAUGAAGUUGUUUUCCAUCCGACAGAACCAAUUGUGCUUUCGGGAUCGAGUGAUAAGAAUUUAUAUUUGGGUGAAAUCGAGGCAUAAAUCUAAUAAUUAUUAUUUUACAGUUAUUUUUAGCCAUCAUUUCCAUUCAUUACUGUUUCAUACCAUAUACACCUUUCAAUUGUUUACCAUAACAUUUGAUUUAUCAAUUAUUUUCAAAAUUAAUUCAAAUAAAAUGUCUUUUGUGAGCCAUGA
Molecule: messenger RNA, 1200 nt
Organism: Medioppia subpectinata
Lineage: Eukaryota; Metazoa; Arthropoda; Arachnida; Sarcoptiformes; Oppiidae
Source: the annotation of a GenBank genome assembly